This is a messenger RNA of Knipowitschia caucasica, 273 nucleotides long. The record is from the annotation of a GenBank genome assembly. Lineage: Eukaryota; Metazoa; Chordata; Actinopteri; Gobiiformes; Gobiidae.
AUGUUCGCGCUCCAUCGCCUGAACACUGACAACGAGUUAAUUUGCCAAAAUGCUCAGCAGCCUCAGACCUAUGCCUCACAGACUGGCCCCUUCCUCUGCGUCCUCCUCUCACUCCUCUGGUCCAGAGGCGAGCUGUGCGUGUGCAACCUACUGGGGCGGGACAUAGUGGUGACGGACACGGCGGCUUUAGGACAACCUCAAGGGACUGACGUGAAAGUUCCUCGAGGCGAGAGUACAGACAGCUGCUCUCUCACGCUGUACAGACACUUUUGA